AUGAGCAAGCGCACGAUCGUCGAGUGGUCACCCCACGACGCGUCGCUCUUCGCCGUGGGCGCGGACAAUCUGCGCCUAUUCGAAGCCACAACUGUUCCGUCUUCUGCCAGUGAAUAUGCAGAUACCACACUCGAUCGUGUAACAGCAGCAGCGGUAGCCACAACGCAGCGCAAACGCGCCUUCCGCGUCGUGCGGAUCCACGCCAAAGUAUCGCAGCUCAAGUGUUUACAGUGGUACCCGUUCGACUCCAAGCCCCUGUUAAUCGCCACAGGCACUAGCUCUGGCAAAGUGCUUUUGUGUGACUUUGACGACCCACGGGCUCGAGUCAUGCGCGAGUUUGUACCCAAAUACAGCCGUCCGUGUCACGCGGUGGCUUGGAACCCGUCCGUGUCCAACCAAUUGGCUGCCGGCUUUGAGAAAGUCCGCAGUGACUUUUGUACGCUAGUGUGGGACCUCAACACCUCCAACGCAGUGGGUGGAGCGGCAGGUCCCGCCGCAGCAGCCGCCGCUGGCGCAGCAAUGACCAGCUCUAGCAGUUGCAGCAGUGGAAACAUGGACGGACUUGUGGACCAAGACGGAGGCUUAGAGCGCCCUAUCAGCAGCAGAAAAGGAAGCAGCAAUAGUGGAGCUAGUGCUAGUGUGGGCGUGGCCGCCGGGUCAGCUGGCUUUGCAGCGGUAGACUCGAAACCCGUGCAUGAACUGGCCAACUCCGAGGCAACAAUGGCGUUGUCCUGGGUCCCGCUUCAGCCGACUUGUUUGGCUACCGGAACAGGGUUCAAGUGGCUGCGUGUGUAUGAUUUGCGGGCGAAGGGGUCGUCUCCGAUGAGCGUCGUAGCUCAUAACAAGGCUGUGCUGGGUGUCGUGUUUGAUCAGCAUCGACCACACAUGCUUGCGACGUACAGUGAUACGCCACAGGAACCGGUGAAAGUGUGGGAUAUCCGUCAACUAGACUCGUCGUCUGGACCACUGCUUUCGCUGUACCAGACGAGCAAGAAUCUGGCACAGGUGUCAUGGUGCCCGUCUGAGCCUGGCGUGCUUGUGACGGCGUCGACGGAAGAAAAAUGGGUGUCGUUGUGGGAUGUUACCAAGCACGAGAGCCGACCUUCGAUGCUGAAGAAACCGUUUCGUCGACGCUAUACGUCGGAACCGCUGACAUCUUUUUCGUGGCAGCAUGUGGAUUCGCCAUCGCAAAUGCAGUGCGCGACGGAUAGUGGAAGAGGUAGCAAUGCACAGAAAGAGCAACUGACGGCGGCAGCGUUUCCAAAUAGGUUGCUGACUGCAUCAGUAACCGGUGAGCUCGGCGAUAUCUCUGUGCAUGAUGCCAUGCCGCUAUCACUAUCGUCUCAUGGGGCGGUGACAUUCGGAUGCGGUAGACUACUCUUUGGCGGUUCUGUCAGCGGACCUGGACUGGGGACUUCGGCUGUAGCGAGAUUGACAUUGGAGGAAGAGAUUAGCUCGGGUCCCCGUGUCGAAGAGGACAUUUCGAAUGAAAUGUACAAGCUUGCAAAGCAAGGCUACUCCAUCGGACUUUCCAAGAAUCUCAAGCUGUUCAACGAGGCGACCUCACGAGGUCGACAGCUACACCAUUUGUGGCUGUGGGUCGACCAAGUUGAGGCAUUGCGCCGACUUCGAGCUUCGCGUAUAGAGCAAUCGCGCGCUGCAAACAACGGCCUUGGAAACAAUGCGGCCAACACUGCAAUGGCCGGUCCGUUGCGCGGGUGGCCUGUUGACUCGAAUGCCCUUGCAAUUGCAGGUGUGAAGAAUUUGUUGACAGUCUGUGGAGAGCAAUCUGCCAUUGCUCAGCCUGCUCCUCGUGGACAUGCUGGCACUGUUCAAGAAGAGUCCCGAGAGGAAGAAACGAUUGUCGCAAUUGCAUCUGUCGCGAAGGUGGAUCAGGUUCUUGGCUGUCAGUACUUUGAAGGGCCUGGACGACGACUGAGCUUGCUAGCAUGCAACUGGGAUCCUGACAAUGGUCAGGGCGGGUCCCGCGCGUCAGCGGGCAUAAGUGGACCCGACCCUGACAGCGCCGCAGGGAGGAAUAUACAUCGUAGCAGCUCGAACAUAUGGUACUCUCAGAAGAAGCAGUCCGAUGAAGCGGCGCAGUCCAGUAAUCGCUCGUGGAAUGAGAAUGGUCGACACGAGCUGCAAAACAUUUUGAACCGAUGCGAGUUGGAAGGCAAUUAUGCUCGAGCAGCGGCACUGGCGGUUUUUCAUGGGGACCUUAAUGCAGCAGUGGCGCUUCUGCAAAGAGGAGCGAUGUGGAUGACUCAAAUGCAGCACCUGAACGUCGGUGUCUCGUCGCCUUAUACGCCUGACUUGUUGCAGCUGAUUGCGAUGUCUGUCGCAGGGUAUUCGUCGUCCGUCACAUGUGCGGGUGGGUUGUCUCUGUGGUUGUCCAUGACACAGCAAUUGUUAAAGCGAAGUGAGAUCAUGUCCCAGGCAAACCCUCGGUAUUUCCACGCGAUGCUUUCCUUCCUGUGCGUCACGAGCUCGUCGUGUUCGUCGAGCACGGCAAACUCGAAUGCUAUACGAACAACUCAGCAACCACCGCGACGCCCGAUCAGUCGUAGACAAUGGGGAAGCGUCGAUGGGCUAGCGGCUUUUGCUGCUCGGCCUGCAAGUGCUGGCGCGUACUUCGCGAUUCUCCACGAUGUCACGCUCCCGCUGAGUGAUCGGCUUGCGUUCGCUUGUCGAUAUCUCCAGGCCGACGACUUGCUUGCGUUUGUCAAUCAGCACGAAAAGGAGAGUGAGCAGUGUGGUCGUCUGGAAGGAUUGCUGGUAACUGGAAUCAACGCCGAUGGCAUCAGGCUUUUGCAGACGUACUUGGACAUGACGGGCGACAUCCAGACGCUUGCACUGCUGGCUGCGCGACUUCCCUCUUCGCACAAGGCAAAGUCAUCUUCGAUGGAGAAGUGGAUCCAGAUAUACAAAGAUUUGCUGAAUCAAUGGCAGCUUUUCCAUGAGCGAGCUCGAUUCGACGUGGGCCGUUCGCAGCUCGAGGACCUUCUCAAUGGCUUUGCCAGCGUCUCGCGUGACUGUGAUGCCGACGACCAUCAUGCGGAACUUCCGAAACCAUCAGCGCUUUCCGUCCCACCCCAAUUGUUUGUGCGAUGCAACUUUUGCAACGCAUCGCUGUCGCUAGCGUGCUUGCUUCGACUCGGAGGCUCGCACUCGUCAUGGCUGAAUCGUGCCAAACCCAAGCUGACGUGCUGCCCGACAUGUCGGAAACCGUUGCCACAGUGCGCGCUAUGCUUGCUCCCGUUUGGAUCGCUCAACCCGUACUUCGAAUUGGCUCAUCGCCGCUCAAGGCAAACAUCAGAUGCAGUGAACACAUUGGUGACCAGCGUAGCAGCCGAUUAUGGAGGUGUGCUCAAGGAGCCCAAGACAGGCAAGAACGAACUGGUUCAGAACGCAUACGGUGUGCCCUGUGACCGACUGCAACUGCCAGUGCCAGCACUUGGACUUGCGGAUCGUGGGCGACGACAACCAAACGACGAUCAUCGAGCACCAGCGAUCCAGCAUCGCAGCUUUGGCUGCCCAACGUGCAGCAUCGAAGGAAAAAAGAGUCUACAGCAGCAGCAGCACUACCAUCCGCAGAAUAUGCAGGAUAUGAAAGCACCGUUGCGCGCUGGUAAAAAGAUGUUUCUGGACAAGCAACAGCAGCAAGUGCCACUGGAAUCGCAAAACUCGCAGCACAAUUUCUCGAUGUCUUCUACUAUCGGAACGGGCUCCACGUAUCGCUCCUUCUCUUCCGCUCAAUUGAGACCAAGUGGCUCAAGUAGCGGAUACCCACCGCCUUUUUCGCUCUCAGGAAGUAACUCCGGAGCAAACCUGUUGAGUGGGGUCAACGCGGUUGGUGCGGGCAGCAACGUCGGCAGCGGAUCAGUAAGCGACGGUAUUUCUCUCGGCAACAAACUCGAUCAAUUGGAAAAAGACAAGAGCAGCAGCAGCAGCUACCAGUACAUGUGA
This is a messenger RNA of Hyaloperonospora brassicae, 3969 nucleotides long. The record is from the annotation of a GenBank genome assembly. Lineage: Eukaryota; Oomycota; Peronosporomycetes; Peronosporales; Peronosporaceae.